Tetrahymena thermophila SB210 is the source of this 1815-nucleotide messenger RNA. RefSeq lists its product as hypothetical. Lineage: Eukaryota; Ciliophora; Oligohymenophorea; Hymenostomatida; Tetrahymenidae. The record is from RefSeq and is a predicted model, not a curated record. The transcript is spliced from 4 exons.
AUGAUUAAAACUUUAGGUUAUGAUAAUUUAGAGCUUGAAAAAAUAUACAAAUAAUUUUUUGUUGUUAGAUAGCAAAGAGAAUAAAUCAAUUAAAAAUUAGAGCAAUUAGGUAAUUUAGAAAAAAACCUUCAUAAAAAAUGGCAUUUAAAUAAAAGAAAUAAUGAAUUUGAUACCUAUUUUAAUUCUGAUUAUUGUUCUGUCUUUGUUUCUUUAACAAAUAAACUGGGUUAAAUUAAACAAGUUUCCACAAAUUUCGAAAAGAUUGUACCUGUUUUAAAUAACAAAGAAAUUGUUGGAAAGAAUAUAAGUGUUAUGCAACCUAGUUUAAUAUCUGAAGUUCAUGAUAAAAUAUUAAUUAAAUAUUUAAAUAAAUCUGUAACUUAACAAACAUAAUCUAAUUUUGAUUUGAUUUUGGGAGUUGAUAAUCAAGGAUUUGCUGUUGCAUACUAAAUAAAAGUACAAACUUACUUAAAAGGCGAUUAGGAUUUUGGAAUUUGUGCUUUAAUCAGAUAAAUACCAAAUUCUAAUUAAUACAUUUUACUUCUUCAAAAUUAAAACUUUGAAGUGCUCACUCUUUCUUAAAGUUUGUAUUUAGAUUUAUUUCAGUAAUAUAUCUCUUACAGCCAUAUUAAAGAAGUUUAUCUUUCUAAAAUAAUUCCCGCUUUUCCUUUGAUCUUCCUUAAUUGUUAACUUAACCCUGAAAACUCAAAAUUUUAAACAUUGAUCAUCCUCCCAAGAAAUAAAUAAUAAUAUCAAUACAUUCAAAACAUAACGAUAAAAGAAGAAAAUGUUUUUGAUAUUUUAGAUUAUGAAUUUUGUAGAGUCUAAGGUGAGUUAGUUUGUAUUAGAAAUGAGUUUAUAUCUGUUAUUUAAUGCAUAAUAUCUGAAGUAAAAAAAAUCAACAAAAAAAACGAAGUAAUUGAAGAAAUAGCAAAUCUGUAAAAAUAUUUAUAAUAAAAUUAAGAUAUCAAAAAGUAGUAUAAAAAGAAUAAAUUCAAAUACAAAGAAAAUUAACUAUUGGAAUGUCUAUUAUAAAAUUAUAGUAAAAAAUAUAAAGAGUCAAGAUAUUAAGAUAGCUUUGUUGAAAAUGAUUAAGAUACUAAAACAUUUGCAAUUUAAUAUCAAGAAUAUUCUCAAAGAUUGGAUUAAGAAAAGUAAUUAUUUACAACAGAAUCUAACACCUAAAAUACUCCCAGAGCUCUACUAAACUUUAAUACCUCUGCCAUUAAUAACUAGUUGGAAGAUUACAUUUAAGAAGAAAAUACAAAAGAAAUUUCUCAAAUUUUAUCUCCUAUUUCAACAGGAAGAAGCGGAACAGAUUAAAGAAUCAUAAAAAAUAAUUAUGAACUAGAAAGCAAUCAGCUCAGAUAAAUUAAAUAAAGUUAAUAAAAUAUUGAUACAAGUGUAUAAAGAUUUUCAAGAAAUAGUAAUUAUGGUUUGAAAAGAAAUACUUUCACAAUCAGCAGUGAUCAACUUGAAAAAUAAUCUUCAAAUUUAAAUGAUAAACAAAAGGAUAAAUCGUUUUCAGUAUUUUUUCAUUAAUAGCAAUCUUAAUUAUAAAGCUCUAAUUAAGAAGAGUCUUAGAAUAAAAAAUCUAAUAUAAGAAGCAAUAGCUCUGUCGUAUUAGACAUAUCAGAAGCUUUUAAAAAUACAGAGAUAUAAAAAACAGGAAGUAUUGCUUCUUAGAAGUCUACUAAUUCGAAUAAUAUGGGUGAGCAAAAAUCAAACAAAAUUUUAAUUGAAAAUUAGAAAGUUCCUGAUUUUUACAAUUCCUAAAAGUAUUUCCUAAAUAAAUUAAAAUUAAAGCCCUUAUGA